UUGCACGAAGCUUGCUACAGCGGACGUUUUGAGGAGGUAAAGUUUCUGCUUGAUAACGGCGCACAAUCUGGAAUCAAGGAUUCGGCAGGAUCCACGCCACUCCACUAUGCUGUUCUCGGAGGCUCUGAGGAUACAGUGAGUCUUCUUGCAUCACGAAGCUCUGUGAGAGAAAGUAUCGAUGAGCCAGAUGCCAAGGGCAAUCCGGCAUUAAUAGUCGCAAUCCUCCGACAGAACAGGCCUAUGGUACAAGCUCUCAUCGCCAACGGGGCAUCUGUCGAACACCAGGAUUCAGCUGGCUUAACGGCACUACACCACGCUGCCAUAGCGGGCUUUAACGACGGUCUUGAUUUGAUCAUUGAUGAAACCGCGGAUCUUAACGUACCAGACAAACGAGGUUAUACCGCGGUGCAUCAUGCUGUUAAUAGCGCUGAGGCGAGCAAUAACACGAUUAGACUUCUUAAAGAAGGAGGAGCAGAUUUAGAGGUGCAAGACCAUGUUGGGCUCACCCCGCUG
Fusarium redolens is the source of this 513-nucleotide messenger RNA. Its product is annotated as ankyrin repeat-containing domain protein. The record is from RefSeq and is a predicted model, not a curated record. The annotation marks the transcript as partial. Gene Ontology annotation, molecular function: protein binding. Lineage: Eukaryota; Fungi; Ascomycota; Sordariomycetes; Hypocreales; Nectriaceae. The transcript has a single exon.